Molecule: messenger RNA, 2592 nt
Organism: Rotaria sordida
Lineage: Eukaryota; Metazoa; Rotifera; Eurotatoria; Philodinida; Philodinidae
Source: the annotation of a GenBank genome assembly
AUGGUUUUAAAAAAUCUUAUUCGUUAUAUUAUUAAUAAAUAUUUAAAAGAUUAUAUUGAACAAUUAGAUUAUGAAAAAGUUAAACUUGAUCUUAAAAAUGGACAUGUAUGUUUGGAACAACUUCAUUUAAAACCUGAAUCUCUAACCGAUCUGAGUCUUCCUGUUACUGUAGCUAUUGGUUAUCUCGAAAAAUUGACAUUAAUAAUUCCAUGGAAAAAUCUUUAUAGCAUACCAACAAAAGUUCAAAUUAAUGGACUUUAUAUGUUGAUUGUUCCAAAAAAUGAAAUUCGUCGAGACUUAACUGAAUAUUAUGAUGACAAAAUGCAACGUGUUCAACGAAAAGUUGAUAAUUUAAGAAAGGCAAGAUUAAAUAAUAAAAAAGUUGAUGAAAAAGAGACAACAUUUAUGGAACGAAUGAGAUUACAAAUAAUGCAGAAUCUUGAGAUAACAAUUCGAAAUUUACAUAUUAGCUAUGAAACAAUAUCAACAACAAAAUUAGGACAUCCAUUUUCGUUUGGACUUACUAUACAUUAUCUCGAAAUGACUACAACAACAAAUCGUCAACCAAUUGAAAGAAUUAAAGAGAAUACAGUUGUAAUAUUCAAGAUGAAAGAAAUGCAUACACUUUCACUCUAUUGGAAUACAAAAUGUAAAUCAAGGAUUGAUAUGUCAUUUGAUGAUGUUGUGAAGGACUUAAAAUCUAAAAUAGCCACAUAUAAUUAUAUACCAAAAACUGACGAAAUGAAUUACAUUCUUUAUCCAAUGAAUCCUAUUAUCAAUUUAAUAAUAAAAUUACAACCGGGAGAAUAUAAUUUUGAACGUCCAGCAUAUGAUAUUGAUAUUCAAAUCGAACAAUUAAAUCUUAAUAUUGAUCCAAAACAAUUUUCUGAUUUACUUGAUUUUAUUAAAUUUCAAAAUUAUAGUAAAAUUUAUGAUCGUUGUCGAGAAUAUCGUGAAUUACAAUUACAACAAGCAUUAGAUAUUACUGAAUUGACAUUAGAACAAAAAGAACAUCUAAAAUAUCUCGAAACAAAAUUAGAUGUAUUCAAUUUGGCUUAUAUUCGUCAUAGUGUUGAAAUAGAAACAAAUUCUACUCUAAAAACUAAAGAAGUUGGACAUCACCAUACUCAUCAUCGACACUACAAUCAUUAUCAUCAUCACCAUCAUCAUCAUCAUCGUCAUUCGAUAAAAACAAAUCGAAUAAUGAAUUCUACAGUUACUUCUACCAACAAUCAUAAAUGGUGGAAUUCUUGGUGGCAAACAAAAAGUCAUUCGAGAGAAGAGCGACGAAAAUCAUCAACAUCUAGUUCUAUUACAACUAGUGGAGAUUCUUUUUCUGAAGAUUGGCCUAAUAUUGAUGUUGAAAUUAAAGUUAAUAAUCUUCUAUUGAAUUUAUCAUUACCAAAGAUGAAUAACACUUCUCAAAUAUUUCAAUCAACAGAAAAUGAAAUUCUUUGUCCAAUUAAAAUUAUAAAUGCUCAAUUCGAUUUCAAACGACGAACUGUUUCAUCAAAUAUUUUAUUUGUAAUUGAUCUUCAAUCAUUUUCUGUAUUUGGUAUGCAAACUGAUAAUCAACAUCGACCAUUAUUAUUAACAGCAGCUUCCACAUCAUCUCUUCCAUUGAUACACAGCGAAUUGGAAUUUUCUCCAAUUGAUAAAAAAUCUGAUUACCGUCUCUUUUUAGUUCUAGAACCAUUAAAAAUUGCAUAUGAUGCUCCGACAAUCAAUAAAAUUAUUGAAUGUUUUGAUCCCAAUAACGAUAAUCUCAUGUCGACAUUGUCAAAAAUAAAAAAAAGAACAAUUGAAGAAAUGGAACAAGAUCUUUCUCAACAAAAAGUUUUUGAUAUGACAAUACAAUUAAAAGGCAUUUCACUACUUUUACCAAAAAAUGGUAUAUUAUAUAAACAUUCUUCCAUGAUUCAUAUUGAUUUGGACAAUUUGGUCUUUAAUUCAUGUUUAGAUGAUGACAAAAAUGAUAUUAAUUCACUAUUCAAGGAAGAAGCGCAACAGUUACGAUUUUAUACAAAGUAUCAAUUGAAAUUACAUAAUCUACGGAUUAUUUACUCACAAUCAGAUAGACGACAAUUACAUAUAUUACGACGAAUACCAUUGAUUGAUAUCAAUUUUUACAAAUGUAUCUAUUCGGAUGAUGUCCACUUGACAGAUUGGCGUAUUGCUGGAACAAUUUCAAAAAUGGAUCAAAUUGAAUUAUCAAAAACAAUUUUAAUUGAGUUGAUGAAUCAUUUGAAAUCUGUUCCAUUAUUGUAUUCAAACAUGAUGGAAACAUUGCAUCGAAUCAAUGUUUAUUUUCUUAUUUUUCCACCUUAUACAACUAUAGAAGUUGAUCUUUUCAUUCAAAACUGCUUUCUUCUACUGACACAAUUUCAUACAUCAAUUAUUACAGACAUUCAUUGUCAUAUAUUGAAACCACGAGAUAAAAAUAGCGAUAAAAAAGAUAUGACAAUUUUACUGAAUAAUUUAACAAUGUCACAUCAAACUAAUUCCGAAAUAAAACAACAAUCAUCAUUGUUAUUUUAUCAAAAUCGAUCUAUCAAAUUAAAUUAUAGUAAUGAUCCGAUUAUGAGAGUGUGA